Messenger RNA from Nicrophorus vespilloides, 2479 nucleotides. Its product is annotated as desumoylating isopeptidase 2. Gene Ontology annotation, biological process: protein deubiquitination. Bases 308 to 925 code for a protein of 205 amino acids. Gene Ontology annotation, molecular function: deubiquitinase activity. Lineage: Eukaryota; Metazoa; Arthropoda; Insecta; Coleoptera; Silphidae. The transcript has 5 exons. The record is from RefSeq and is a predicted model, not a curated record.
GGUGUUUUGAGUGUGUGUGUGUAUGUGAGAUUGCGAGAGUAUUGUUUCAUUGUGUGUGACGUAUGUUUUAAAUAGACUUUUUCGUUCUGUUUUUGUGUGCGGUUUCCAGUUUGCGUCUGUAUAUUUAUAAACAAUCGGAAACGUUGUCGUUAGCCCGAAUGUGACAGAAAAGGCUCGUCGUUAUUUCCGUUCCUCUUCCUUUCUGAUCCAGCUGAAGUUCUCUGACCACCAUUCAUUCAAUCAUUCCUUUCUCAGAUACUCUCAUUUUAAUUCUCCCCAAACGUCCAGCAUCAACCCCUGCAGUGUGAUGUUCUCCAAUGGUAUCAGCUGUAAUCUGCCAUUCAGCUGUAUGAGUGUCACCAGAGACUCUGGCUCAGAAGAGCUUCUGCCCAGCAGAAUGGCCCGGGAACCAAUACUACUCAAUGUUUAUGACAUGUACAAAAUUAAUGAUUUAACCUCAAACAUAGGCUUAGGAGUCUUCCACUCAGGUGUCGAAAUUUAUGGUACAGAGUAUGCAUAUGGUGGACACCAGUAUCCUUUCACAGGCAUCUUUGAGAUUAUACCAAGGGAUGAGAGGGAAUUGGGUGAUCAAUUUCGAUUUAGACAAAGCAUACAAAUCGGAUAUACAGAUUUUACAGAGGAUGAUGUGAAAAGAAUCAUCAAUGAAUUGGGUAAAGAAUUCCGCGGGGACAGAUACCACCUAAUGAACAACAAUUGUAACCACUUUUCAGGUGCCUUUACUAAAAUUCUGUGCGGGCAAGAUAUACCGUCUUGGGUGAAUCGUUUGGCGUAUUUUAGCAGUUGGGUACCUUUCCUUGAAAAGUGUUUACCCAAAGAAUGGCUGAUGCCUAUGGCUCUGCAGCAUUCAAUCAGCAACCAUUGUCCGGACUCUACCUGUUCCGAGGCCUCGACCCCUCCAUAUUAAGAGAAAAAUGCCAAAAAGAAAAAAGAAACCCACAAAAAGGUGUAUAUGGAAUACAAUUUAUAUAUAACGUAGCGGUGCUGUGUGUCUUUCGAAAGGUAAAUACUUAUUAUACAAAGUGAAUUUGAUAAUGAUAACAAAACACAACAAAGAAGAUUAAAAAAAAACAAACAUGAUAAAGAAUUGCCUUCCGAUUAAUUAAUAUAAUUGAACAAAUCUUAUAUAAGUUGAACUGCCAUUUGCAGACGUAAUUUAUAUACAAUAUAUAUAUUUAUAUUUAACUGGAAUUAACCGUUUUGGAGUCAUGCAUUUGAUUUAUUUUUUUGAUUACUUGUACAUAAUGGAUAUUCAAUGUGUGUGUUGUCUUUUUUACACGUACAAAAUGAAAAUCGAGUAUUUUUCAAAAGAUUUGUGAACGUAAUUACCCACUAGUUAGAUUUUAAAUGUUUGUUAAUACAAAAAUUGUUGAGGAUGAAAACACAAAGCGACAAAAAAGAUAUAUGAAGCUAUUAUUUACGAUGGUUUAUAUGAACAAUGUUAUGCAAUUUAGACGAUUCCUAAUGAAUAUUAAUCAAAACGAAAAAAAAAAGUGUGUUUGUAUGUAUAUAUUAUGUGACUUUGAAGAGUGUGUGAGAUUUGUACAUAUGAUUAAAAAAAGUACCUUGUUAUGCGUUGAUAAUGUUUACGAUGAAGGAAGUUAAUGUACCGUCAGAUUCAAUGUUUCAUUAUGUGAUUAUAUUAUGUAAACGAGGCCUAUGGAACGCGAAUGAGGAAUUAUGGGAAGUAUCGGUUCCGAAUGUACCGCCCACCCUCAGCCAGAAAAUGCUAAGUCCAUUCCUCCAUACUAUGAAUGAAGCAAUAAACCGACUGUUGACGAACUCGCUCCGCCCACUUCCACAUAAUCAAUCUGCUCACUAGAUUACCUCCGCCCCCGCGAAAUGCACAAUUUUGUUCGAUUAUAAACCAUCUCUCUAUCUCUUAACUCUCUUUAUAAUUAAGUAUUAUUAUUAUUAUAUUAAUGAUUAAUUUAUAAUUCGAUUCGUAAGAAGUGAAAAUUCGAGAAGACUGGUUUUAGCGCGCGCACUUACAAAUUUACACGUGUAUAUUUUUUAAAUGUUAAUUUUCUAUCGUUCCAUUGUAUACAAAUUGAAAGACGCAUCAGCCAUUUGAAAACAAACAAAAAAAGUAAUAAAUACGAAAGGUUUAUAUAAUCUAAGCACACGUGACAAUUGUUUACACAUUAUUAUAUCGACAAUAAUCAUAGCGUUUUCCGAACCGCUCUGUAUUUAUUAUAUGCGAAACUCCAGAAAGACAUUUACCAUUUUAUAUUUGUUACACAAAACCCCCCUCGAAACCACCGUUGUUUGGACGCCGAUUUAUGUGUUGCGUUCUCAUAAGUUGUAGUAUUGUACAGUGCGCAAUGGUUGGAUUGUUUACAAAACAUUGCGUCGUUAAAUCAUAGGAAGAAAAUAGACAUCGGUGCGUCCUGAUUUUCAUCUAAAGUUGUAUUUUAUCUUUUAUUAGAAUGAGAGAAGAAAAAAGAAACUAAAAAGUAUA